Limulus polyphemus (Atlantic horseshoe crab) is the source of this 7884-nucleotide messenger RNA. RefSeq lists its product as uncharacterized. Bases 630 to 6884 code for a protein of 2084 amino acids. The transcript has 22 exons. Lineage: Eukaryota; Metazoa; Arthropoda; Merostomata; Xiphosura; Limulidae. Gene Ontology annotation, molecular function: structural constituent of presynaptic active zone; protein binding. Gene Ontology annotation, cellular component: glutamatergic synapse; axon; cytoskeleton of presynaptic active zone. The record is from RefSeq and is a predicted model, not a curated record. Gene Ontology annotation, biological process: presynaptic active zone assembly; protein localization to synapse.
UGAAUUACCUUAAGUAACUGCAAACAAAUAAUGAAUUACCUUAAGUAACUGCAGGUAAUAAUGCCGUAUAGUGUCUGACAGUUAAAUAGUACUGUUUGUUCUAACGACAUAGAUUCGAGUUGUUACAAGUGUAAAGUACAGACACUCGCUCGCGUCGUUCAUGGAGAACAGUGGUCGGGUAUCUAAACCCAGGAAUUCUAUGGUAUGCUUCGUCAUUAUCACUGCAGUCGCUGCUGAUAAACAUUGGUCGAUACAUCGUCUCACUGGGCAGCUUCAAAGCCAUUAGAAAAGUCUUCUGUAGUAUCAACGGUUCUCGCCCGUCGAUUUAAACCAGAAAAGAAUCUUUGAAUUUACCACUAUGUCCUUAACGUUACUUAAGUAUUGCUUUAAUACGAAUAAUAACGAAAAUGUAUGCCUUAUUGUCUUUCUUCUUGAAGAGAUUUUGGCCUUAACUUGUGUUUCAAGCUAUUAGUCUGUAGGACGUCCCACUCUUUAGUAAAGUUGUGUACAUAAAACCGUUAAGUUUGUUUAGCUAGACUAAUUGUUACUAAUUCAUUAGUGCAUAAUUGCUAAGCUGUUGUCAUAUUGAUUGAAAACAAAAAAAAAACACUUAACAAUAAUAUCUAGACAUGGGAAACGAGGCGAGUCAAGAACAAGGCACAGAUCAGGUUGAUCAAGUGCCAAGUGGACAAGCUUUUCCGGGACGACCCCAAGAACAAACACGUGUGGGAACGGGGUUUGUUCCAAUGGGAGGGCCUCCUCCUUCUCAAGACUCUCAACAACCUCAGCCUCCAUUAAGCAGACCUAGAACUUUGGAAACUAUGUCACAUCAACCAAAAAUGGCGGCAAAGUUUCAAGUCAUGACCCCAGCAGCACCAGAAGUUGACCUCAGUGACCUUUCAGAAGCAGAAAGGGCCCAAAUCUUAUCAGUGAUGGCACAGGCAGAGCACAUGGACAAAGAUUUAGAAAAACACAGAAAGAAAGUUCAGCAUACUCGACAAGAAACCACUCCUGGAACUACCUCAGCGCCGCCACCUGUUCAAACUCAGCAACAACAGCUUUGCCCACAGUGUCACGUGACUGUGCUAACAGCUGAAACCAUGUCCCAGUGUACAGACUGUAAAAUAGCCGCCUGUCGGAAAUGUGGAACAUCACUGGCAGAAGCAGAUGGAAGGGCCGUUUGGGUUUGUGUUGAAUGUAUUCGACGAAGAUCUCAAAUCUCAAGCAGCCAAUCACGAAAACCAGACUACAGAGGAGAUCAAGAGUCGUCAUAUCAGAAUUUACAUCUAGCGCCAUCUGGCAGUAGAAAAUCCCAGCAUGGAUACAGGCAUGAAAUCUCGACACUUUCUACCUCCAGCAGUGCUCAGUCGGCUGAAAUGCAACAAGACGAACAACAUCAAGUAUCCAAAACUUGUGUGGAUCAAAUGGGUCAAACACAGCACUCAGAUUCCAGAAAAAGCGUACAACCUCUGGAAAGCAAGAUGCAAAGAUAUGAUUCACUUGGAAGUAUGUCCCAGGAUACGAAGAACUGCCGCACCAUUAGAAAACAACUCUCUCAGGAAUAUGUGGAACAAUCAUCACUGCCCAUUUCUACAGCAGGGCAGUCCACCCAUCAAGAAAAAUCGCUGCAGUCUAUGAGUCAGAUUAGGACCCAACAGCCGUCAUUACCCUGGGCUCCCGUUUCCCCAGCACUUCAACCCAAUAAUCAGGACAAAUCACAACAGCCGUCAUUACUCUCGACUUCAGAUUCUGUAACGGUAAUGUCAAUCAAUCAAGUCAAAGCCCAUCAAUCUCAGGUUUCUUCUCAGAAAGAUGUUUCUGGGUAUCCCUCAGAAUACUCAGAUUUAGUCGAUGUCAAGUCUAUACCUAUUUCGAAUAUGCACACCAUCAAUUACGACAAUGGUCAAGUCACUAGAACUGAAAGUGAUGAAAAACAUCUAUCCUCGGCUUCUUAUUUUUCUUCCUCUCAGAAUGUCUCUCAACAACAAAAGGAACAGCAGCAACGACAACAACUGACUACUUACGAACCAUCUAAACCAAAGACUAUCGACUUACAGAGCCAAAAGAAACAGAAACAACGGUCUGACAGCCAAGAGUGGUCUCCAGUGAUAGAUCUUUCUCCAAUUGUUGAUGUUUCUCCUUCUGUGGAAGCAGCAGAACAGGAGCUCAUGGGGACGUUUCAAGACAUUAAUGAAUACGAGGAACUUAUUCCUCAGAUGUCUAUGCCGAGAGUAACCAGUGGUACCAUACCAGAAAUGUUAGCAAAUUAUCAGAAGUCUUUAGAACAAACACUAGAAGAGACUCAACAAACUUUAUCUUCGGAAGGAGCCCAAUUAGAAAAGACGUUUCCAGAGGCUGUCAGAGCUGAUAAAGAAAUCUCUUUAACAAGUAUAAACCAGGCUACAGUUUCUCGAAUCACCGAGAAGACAAGACCAAUACCCAAGGAACAGUCAGCUCCUAUUUCUAUUGCUCAGAUUGUCACUACUCAAUCUCAGAGUCCGAAAGCAGCUAGCAGUCGUCGAAUCCACAGGAGACUACCCCAGCCUACCCUUGAACAAAUGCAAGAAGCAAUAGCUUUAGCAGCUCAAACUCCAAAGUUUAAGUCACCACAACAUCGAGGACAAACGACGUCAAUUUAUGAUUCUCAACCCCCCAAAGAGCAGGGAAGUAGUGGCGAAGUACCCGCUGGACGAAACGUUUCGCCAGUUAUUUCGAAAAAAGGUUUAACGGAGAAAAUUCAAAGUCAUCAGCAGCAACAUAAACCUCUACUACAGUCAGAAUUUGAGCAAAGGAAUCAAAUGAUAAAAGUUGCGGCAGGGGAUACAAAAAAAGUUGUACUUCGAGCUGCGACAUCCACUAUAAAUGCUACCGCAACAACGCAACCUUUUGCUAUACAGCCUACUGCCGUGACCCGCAGCUUGAUGGUGUCUGAAGCUGGAACUCCUCUUCAAUCAUCUGCAAUCUUGUCCUAUGGCAGUAGCACACAAGCAGCGCCCUCUGUUUCUUCGCAGUUUGGUAUGAUGUAUAGUAAUAGCCAAACCUUGAUGAUGCGUUCUCCUUUCUUGGAUAGCCGAAAGUACGUUCCUGAGUUGAAGCAAGAAAUGUUUGCUGCGAGAGGAACACAGAACAUAAACUUUGGUUACAUUAGAUCAUCUUCAGUCCCUGACUCUGUCAGUAAGAUUGGGACUUAUACACAAGCUCAAAGAGAUAAGGCUGGAGAUUCAUCUGACACGCAAAGUGAGACAGGAAGUUCAACAUCAGCCAAACUUCGACGGCAACUUCCACAUCCACCACCAAAUCAAGAAGUGUCUUCCAUCGCAAACAUCCGUCGCCGAAAGGAUCGAAGAAGAAAUCUGUCUGUUGGUAGCAGUCCACUUAUGAUUCAAGAAAGACAUCAGCUUAAAAAAUUACCUGAUCGAGCAUCAUCUUUAGAAGAAAGUAUUCCGAAAACAUUGGAUUAUAACAUCACGAGAACAGAUCCUCUUGCCUAUCUCCCAACACACACAGAAGCCUACAUCAACCAAUUGUCUGACUCAGUAUCUGGAUUUUAUUUGCCUAAAACAACAGAUGCCUACUUUCCUUGCUCGACGAUGACAACAGAAGCGCCGAAAGACAGUUCUGCAACCAAAGCAGCAACUCAACAGUUGAUCCAGCCAUCAGAUCUCAAUGUGUCUCGAGCAUCUAUUCCUUCUUACAUGUACAGCUUAAAACAACAACUGCGUGAGGAAUUAAAGACGGUUACACAGGAAAGAAUAAGGCUUGCAGGUCUGAAAGAAAAGGGCCAGGAACUGGGCUUACGUCAUAAAAGUGAAACCGAUAUUGCUUCUCUGUUACUAACAUCCUCCAGUUUGGGCGACCUGUAUGGAAAUAAGAGAAUCCGUUCAGGCGCUGUGAGAACAAUAUCUACGUCUGCACAGACAUCUCCUCAGGAUAAAGAGAAGGUCGUAUUUCUCCAGAACCCCUCAGAAUGCAAUGUAGAAAUGAAAGAUAUGUUUAAUACAAAGGAAUAUCUAGAUUCUUCUGCUAACUUAUCACCUUAUACGUCGUUUCGUGACGAGACUCCAGUAUUGGUUCACUCUAGAACAUUUGAGUCUUCUCGUGGACGGGAUUUACCAGAUGAUGGAUCUGGCCCGUCCUGGUAUACGGAAACAUUAGACAGAGGCUUAGUUAGCCAUUAUCACCAACGAAGAAUGUAUCCACAAGACAGCCCGAUAGAAGAGAUUCAAGAUAUACCUUCUUUUCGUCUGAGAGAGAUUGUUUAUUCCGAUAACAUUAAAGAUCAAAGAGCCCUAUUUGGUAGCUAUAAAAGGGGGCGGAUAACUGGUAGACAUACAAGGUACAGCACGGGUCUCGGGGAAUCAUUCUCAGAUGCAGGUGCUGACUGGGAUUCGCAAGAGUUGAUGAGAGGGUACCAGUACUUUUUGGAUGAGAGGCGAAGACGACGAGAACCAACGAUUCGAAAACCUAGAUCGUGGCACCCUUCUCCUUACGGCUCAGAGGAUGAAGAUGAUUUGCUGACACGUGAUGAAAUUAUUAAAAUUAAAGGACACACGGGAAAAGGAGAUUCUUACACAGAGGAUACUGGCAGGUUGCGCAAAGAGUUGAGAAAACUUGCAAGGAAAAGAGAGUCCUAUGAGAAAUUUGGUUAUCGUGGCGAAGUCGGAACUAGAGAUUAUUAUACCACUUCUUAUCAAGGAGAGAUCCUGAUGUCUCCUAGACGACGCUUGCGAGACGCGCAAGGUAACUUGGGAUUUCCUCCUUCGAGUACUUUUCAUUCGUAUGACAUGUUGUAUCGUGGAGGACCGUCGUCAUGGACGAAAUAUGAUAUGGGAUCUUCCAAGCCACAGACAUCGGGAGGUUAUAGCCACGUUGCAGUCCCAGCUAGCUACUCAACUCCCUCACUUUCCAGACAUGGUUACGUUCGAAAGCCAGAAGUGCUUUGGUAUGGCAGCGAACCUACAAGUCCUUCAGCCCGAUUUCCUGAAAAUACAGAAGAGGAUAAUAGUAUCGCUAGAAUUGCUUUAACAUUCCCAGCAAAUGGAAACACGACCUCCAGAAUACACCGCCAUAACCGCCUUCCAAUUGACUCUUUUCUGGACUUUUCGCCCGCAACACCAGACUCGGAAACUCCACCAGAGGUGCCCGAAUUCACUCCAGCCAUGCCAAUUCUUCCCGACAUGCCUUCUCGUUCUCGAAAACUUCUAGAAGAUCUAGGUAGUGCUCCUAUUGUUGGACCUCGCUCUCACCAAUCACAGAGAGAGUUUAGUCAUCCUGAUCGGCCCAGAGGUCAUCACAGAGAAGGGAUGACAAGAGGAGAAUAUCGAGAGAGCAAAGUCCAAGAGAGAAGCUCACCUCGAAGGCGAAACCAAUACGAUUUUCCAGUUAAAAGAAUCCUACUGACUCGAGAUCCUAAGGAUCGGUUUGUGAAGGGAAAUGGAUUUGGUUUAGAAAUUAUUGGGGGCAAAGAAAUUCCUGACAAUAAUGGAAUGACUGGAGCAUAUAUUGCUAAAAUUUACCCCAGCGUCAUGGUCGAUACUUUGGGAGAGGUUGCAGAAGGCGAUCAAGUUCUAGAAUGGAAUGGAAUUACUUUAAAUGGCAAAACGUUCGAAGAAGUUAAACGAAUUAUUGCGUCUUCCGAAGACGAAGUAGAAAUGGUUAUCCGAAGUGACUUAAAUGUCCUCAAACCGCAGGGAGUGAGUCACGUGCAGCGACAUACCCCAAAUCGUGGAUAUAGACCGUUCGAUGACUCUGGUCCAGGUCAGGGUCACAACCCGCGUGGAUCUAGUGGGAGACCUAGAGACUUUGGGAGGCUCUCCCCAGAACGGAGCUAUUAUAGUGGAAAUAAUGGCACCAGGAGUGUAUGGAGACGCAACCAUCCUGAAAAUUUAACAUCGUCACAGUUGCAUAACCAAAAUCCUCGGACUAACAGUCUCGAUCGUUUAGGCUCUCCUGGUGGUUAUCCUGUGGACAUUUCUCACAUGGACAAUCAUGUAGAUGUCCCACGUGCUUUUGAUGAGGGUGCUAUCCAGUCACACGCACGUCACGAAUCAGGAACACUCAACCACAAUCAUCAUCCGAUCUUACCUCUCUCUACUUCAACCUAUCAAGGGUCUCUUCAGGAUAUGCCGGGGUCACGAGCCGCAGGUCACAAGUUACCUAGCAACAGCCCUACGGAUGAUGAACAGUAUAAGCUCCAAGCCCCACACAUAGCUGGUGAAAUAAAAAUUCAAGUAUGUUUUGACUCCAAGGCAUCCAUACUUUAUGUUACCAUUGUAAAAGCACGAAACCUUGGAACAUCAAGGGACAACAGCGGCUUCCCCGAUCCCUUUGUAAAAUGUUAUCUUCUGCCCGGAAGACGUAUUGAGAAUCAAAGACGGACACGAUAUUUCUCUCGGUGUAGUAACCCAGAGUGGAACCAGACCAUGGUUUACCCUAACAUUACCAGAGAGUUAUUACAGGAAAAGUUUCUGGAGAUUAGCGUGUGGAAUUACGACAUUCAUAAACCUAGCGAAUUUCUUGGAGAGGUCAUUGUGGACUUGGCAGAUGAAUCUAUGAUAGACGAACAAGCAAGAUGGUGUAAACUACAAAAUCAUGACAAGAGCCGAUAUCCACGCGACCCUUCUGGAAAAACUCGAAGUAGCCUAGAAAAUGACGGAUCUGGUCAAAAGAUGGCGCGUUUGCAAAAUGUUAGUGGCGAGGUUAAAUUUCACCCUGAUCAUGAAAAAAAGUUCCACAAACAUUACCAUCGGAAAUCCGUGGCAUCAACCGAUUCUACAAAGGUGAGUAGCCAACAACGUAAAGUUCCCACGUUCCCAACAAGCAACUUAACUGCCCAUCCAUUGCUUCCUCAAGGCUGCCAAGGUGCAGGUUGUAAUAUAUUUUAAUGAUGUGUCCAGGACGUCGCAAACGAUUGAUGCUGAAAGUAACAUACCGUACAGCUUUGAAUGUGAGUGUAUAUCUCGUGAGCCUGUCGACGUCCUUCUUCGCUGUAUAAUACUCUAAAAUUAUACAUUUUAGAACUAUCUUAAAACUGACACUAGUUUCUACGUUUGAGUGUUGUGACAAAAGCCUUGCCACUUCCCCUCGUCUCUAACCAGUUCUUCAGAGGUAUAUUCUACUUUAUACUGUGCACAGAGUAAAAUAUUCGUAGUUGACAUCGAAUUAGAUUCUCAUCUCAACUGUAUCUUCGUACGUACGUUAGAAGAUAUCUCGUAAAGUGAUGAUGACGUAAUCCGAUCCUGUUUCAUUUUCACAGUUUUUCUUCCUGGUGAUAAAAGUUAAAACGCUCAUGUUCGAAGUUGCAAUUUCUACACUUUCAGAAGCCUAAUUAUAUUCUUUACACAAUUAUACAAACGUGUAAAAGGUCCCUCUCUGUAGUAAAUACAGUUUUGAACUGCCUUUAAUAAUGUGCAGUCUUCCUAGUAUUAUUUACCUGCUAAAAUUUAGAAUAACAAAUGUCAUUCCUUUCUGAUGUUGGAAACUUGAGUUUAGUAGUACAGUGCUAGUUUAUAUCAUUUACUUCAAGCCCUAGUUGUACUUCAGUAUACGAACAUUAAUCUUAAGAUAAAAAACAUUACACCAUUUUUAUUUUUAGGUAAAUACCAAUUGAAUUUCUAAAGAAAUAAUUUCUACCUCAGUUGUGUUUUAGUUUUGAUAACAAUGUUCUUCCUGGUUCAAUGUGUAUAUUACAAACUGACGUUUUCUUGCAAAAACUAACCUGUUUAAUUAUUUUGUAUUAUCACUCAAAAUAUAUGACAUUUCGGAUCGAAAAGUUGAGCUCUAAUGUGAACCUUGUAUUCCAGUUUGUGAUUCUAUUUUUAAUUAUUUCUAUUUCAGAAAAGAAUACUGUUACGUCUCCGUUUGUUAAUUGAUUUUCCGUAACUU